AGUUGUGAGAAUAAAACCAGAUUAGAUUCUCAUCCUCCUUCUCCUUCUCCUUCUUUCCUCUUUCAUAACUGCCUCCAUUAUUAUUCUUACAACUUUCCCAAAGCUCUACCAGAACAGACAUCUCUGUGUUCGUCAACACCGCGUCGUUUGUUAGCUUUUGAGGUUAUGAGUACUGGUUGAGUGUGAUAGCUAGACUGUACGGAUAGAAACUGUAUGAUCUUCAAAAGGUUUUACUGAAUUUGGUAGUAGAAUAUAGGACUUAUAGCUGCACAUAUCGUAGUUUGCUGUAUGGCAAGUGGUUAAAGGUUCUUCAAGAACAUAGCAAGAUCUUGGUAGUUGCAAUUUUUGCCGUUAUACAUAGAAAGAGGACAGUAAUUAGAGGUUGCGAAGCUUGGGAGUCAUGCCGGUGUCUGGAAAUGAAGAGACUGGGGUUAAACCCGUUAGCUGGAAAUCUAGUGAUUAUAUUGCAGGUGUUCCAAUCAAGAAAAGGAGGUUUCCAAUGAUGAGACCUCCUUCACCCCCACCUGAAGAACCAUCUUUCCCCCCUUCAAAAAUGGAUUCGGUACAGAAGGGCCAAUUGAGCCAGUCUGAGGGGUCGACUAUUUCAAAUGCAACAAAAAUUCCUGAGUCUGAUGAUCGAGGAGGAAGCUCUGAUGUUAAGAAUGUUAAUAUGGUCCAAGGAAAUGAUAAUAUUGUUAGAGUUAAAGUUGAACAGCCUAGCCUUAAUGUUCACUCGAGUUCUUCAGAGGACUUGCAGCGGAAAGGGAAGUUUGUGAUGGCUGAUAAUCCUCUACCACAGAUGACUUUAGGGAGAAAUGAGUUGACUUUGAGACCAACUGAAGCUCCUGUGUAUAGUUUAAGUAAGGAUAUUAUGCAUGGGAAACAGUUAGCAGUAGUGAAAUGUAAAGAAGAGAUGCAUGCUAUUGCUGAGAGUACUGAAUUAUCAUUAUCCUUGAAAGAACGUCUUUUUCCAGCACUAACAGGCCAAAAGAGGGAUAGUGGUGUGAGUAACCUGUGUGGGGAUGAUGCCGAACCACUUUCCCUGAGUUUGUCUUUAAGUGAAGAGAAAAUUAGUAGCCAAUGCAAAAGUAAAGACAAAGAUUUGAAAAUCCAUGGUGCCCAGAUGCAAGCAUGUAGGGCAAAUUGGGAUUUGAACACACCAAUGGAUGCAUGGGAAAAUUCUGUUAAUGAUGCUGUAGUAUCUGUUGAUGCAAUUGGUGUGGCACAUGCUGCUAGCAUGAUUGAAGGUGGUUUGAGCUCAGAGAAACAGAGUAAUGCUGAGAAUCACAAAAGAACUAAUUUGACCAUGUUGUCCAAACUAGGAAGCCAGCAAUGUGAGUCCAGUGGCUCUCUUCUUUUACGCCUUAGUUCAUGCUCACCAACAAACAUGUGUCACAUAACUAGUUCUUCCAUUGGCUUUGGUUUGGAUGAGAGAGUUUCUGCUGCAAAUUUUCCUAGGGUGGCAGGGCCAACUAGCAAUCUGAACUUGGGUAGUUAUAGAACUGUGAAACCAGAACCAUUUGAUGGGAGAGUCAAACAGGAACCCAGUAGUAUGGGGCCCUUCGAUGCUGUAGCUGGUAAGUCUUCAAAUGUGAGCACUCAAAAGUUUGUUGAUCCUAGAUCCAUAAAAUCUGAACCUGUGAUUGAGCUUAGUCAAGAAAUGAGCAAGUCGAACAAAGGGAAAUCAGUCCCACUGGAUAAACAUGUGAUAAAUGGUCUGAAUGAUCUUUCUUCGAACAUGAAGUUGCCUGUUGCUACAGAGAUAUCUCUGCCAGCUGGUAAGCCUUCUUAUUUGACAAAGUUGACUGGGACUCAGGUUGUGGUAAACCAUUCAGUAGUGUCUAACCAAAAGCUGCCUCAUGAAGCUUGUCAAAGCAAUGAGAAAACUGCCACAUCCCUGGGACAUGAUAGUAAGGUAAACCACGUGCAAACCACAGAUGACAGUGUUGAUCAACCUGUGAACAAGAGUUGUGAAUUGAAAACGCUGAAUGAUCAACCGCUUGAUUCACGUGGAAGCGGUGGAACCAGUGAUGAGGAGAAGAUAAAUAUCUCGACAGAUAUGCUGGAAGAGUCUUUUGGUACUGAUUAUGAAUCAGAUGGUAAUCAUGCUAUAGAUGCAGAAAUUGUGACUAAACAAGAAGGUAAAAAUGUUGACUAUGAAGACGGCAAAGUCAGGGAUGCACUUGGAAAUGCAGCAGUCCAGGAUGAUCUCAUGUGUGAGGCAAGAGGAGUGGAAGAUGCCAAUCGUCAUGAUUUUCAUAAUGAAAGGACAGAGUGUGUGGGACCUUUAAAUAUUGUUCAUCAUACUUCAUUCCAUGUUGAGGCAAAAGACAACAAAACAGACAAUCUUGCUGGAACAAGCAACAAUGAUCAUGAAGUUUCUUCUCAUAUUGAUCGUAAUGCUAAAUUGGACAAGGGCUGUGAUAAUGAUGUGUGCAUCCAAGAACCAUCCUCUGUUGAAAAGCUAACGAGCUCUGAGGGCUUGAAAGGGUCCAUCAGCAGUGUGACAACAGAACCCCUCAAUGAUCAAUCUAGGAUGAGACAUUCCCAGAAGUGUCAAGAUGCAGAGUUAUCCUCAGAGCAAGUUACUUUAGGAAGCCAGGGAACUGCUGUAGCUACUGCUCAGGAUACUGAGCGGCAUGUUAAUAAAACUGAACCGGUUCUGACCAGUGAUUCAACUUUGUCCAAAACUUCUGGUAGUGGUGACAAUGCAACUAAAGAUACCAAUAAUGGGGGACAACGGAGCCGGAUUAUAACUUUGCCUCGCUCUUUAAAUGGUUCUCCUAGUAGAUCAAUAUCAAUUCCAAGCGGAGCUGGAACUGAAAUUUUACAUGAUGUUACAGCAGACGACGAAAAACUACAUCCUCGAGGGAGAGGUGAAACAUAUGUUGACGAUAUGUACAGAUAUUCAAGGGAGAGAUACCAAGAUCAGUCAUGGAGGAAUUCUAGGGUGAAUUUUAGACGUGGUAGAGGGAGGAUAAAUGACCGUGUUGAUUACAAUUCUGAACGUUACAUUGCAGCAGAGAAUCAUUAUAAUCAUACGAAGUACCGUGUUCCGAGAUAUAAAUACAUAAACAAUGUUUCUGACACUGACCUUGAAUAUAAUAAUGUCAGUAUGGCUUCAGAUGCUGCUUUUGUUGGCUGUGGAGGGAGGAAAUUUUCAGAUGGACCAAUUAACCACCGUAUACCCUUAAGGAGACGGUCUCCUGUUGGGGGACAGAUUCAUGUGCCUCGCAGGAAUCCAAGAAAUUUUAGUCCAGGUAGAUGCAUUGGUGAGGAUACUUCAGACUUGAUUGGGAUGAGGCAUAACGAGAAACUUAUGAGAGGCUUUCCGAUUGAUUCUAUAGAUCCCAUGUUCAAUCGCACCCUACCUUCAUAUGAGGGAGAUGGUCAAUUUGGACGAGGGCGAGGAAAUAGAAACUUUUCUUUUGGUCAGCAAAGAGGGUUUCGAGUUCAUUCAAAGUCUCCAAUAAGGACCAGAACUCGAUCUCCUGGGCAAUGGUCAUCUCCUACAAGAAGAUCUCCCAAUGGAUUUGGUGGGCCAGGGGAAUUGAACCAUCAACCAAAUUACAGGGCGGAUAGGUUUAAAUCCCCUGAUGGGGCAUCUUUUACUGGAGAGAUGGUGUUUAGAAGAAACCCACCAAGUGAUUUGAGGGAUAUGGAUAAUGGAAGAGACCAUGGUCCUCAACGGUCUGGCAUCCAUAGGAGUCCUUCUCAGAUACUUAGACACAGAAGAUUCAAUGUCAUGAAUUCUCGAGAAAGGGCAGACAAUAAUGAGUUUUUUGUGGGUGGCGGGCCUAUGCAUUCUGCUCGGUUGCAUGAACUAGGUGGUGAUGGAAAUGGUGACGAGAGGAGAAGGUUUGGCGAGAGACGUGGACCUGUACGUACAUUUAGGUCUCCUUAUAACAGUGAUGAUGGUGAGUUUAAUGUUAACACAGAGGAUGACUCUAGGCCUUUCCGGUUCUGUCCUGAUGGGGAGACUGAGUAUCAGGAAAGAGUGAAUUUGAGGGAAAGAGAUUUUGAUAGGAGAGUAAAGAACAGGCCAGGAAUUGCACCUAGAAGAAUGAGAAGCAAUGAAGAUCGGGAAGGAAAUUUGAGGAAUGAUGGACAGCCAUGGAAUGAUGGUGAUUUUGAUGAUAUCUCACGGGCGAAGAGAAAAAAGUUUUGAUUUGCUUCUCUGAUGACCUUGGAUUCAGCAGUCGUCUCCAGACUAAUCUGGGACGGUGGCUCAAAGAAUAAAACAAGUCAUCCUAAUACUGGGGUGAGCCUGUGAGGGCCUUUUCCAGUUCCAAGCUGGGUUUUUCCGAUUCUGUGAUUUGAAGGACCGAAUGCAAUACAACUUGCUUGAUUUUGAACCAUGUAAAUAUGCUGCACUUGGUUUUAUGGUGAUCAAUUCCCCCAUGGAGUUCACCAGUGUCCAAGUAUGUUGAGCAAGUCUACUGUCAUAUGGUCUUGGCUGCACAUCUGUACCCAAAUCUCCAAUGUUAUUCUCGUGGAGUCGGUUAUCUAAAUGCUUCAUUGGAAAUUCAUGCUUGGUGGGAACUGCCAUUACUUUCUUACUAAUAUUUGGACCAUAAAGCUCCUGUGUACUUGCCCCUGUGGCCUAGAUGAGCGGCCUGUUGACGUAGUUUAUUCCAUGGUGCUGAAAAUUGCCACUGAACCUCUGGCAUCUCAUCUGCAGUGCUUGAAGCUGGCUAAGAAGAUUGGAGUUUUUGAUGCAGUUUAUAACUAUAUCUCUGUCUUCUAUUCUCUUAUGGAUUAAAUGACAUUGAAUGAGGCUCCAGUUUUUCUUAAUGCCCGCUGCAUUGCUGGUUUUUUGUUGCAUACUUGCAAUUGUUCAACUCGAAUCAGCUACAUGGGUACAAUUUGUUGCACUGAUGAAGAAAGUUUUACCAUUUGUGUUGUACUGUGAACUUGUUGAAACUAAUGAAACAUGUGCAUCAGGGUUUUCGGUUUUC
Messenger RNA from Argentina anserina (silverweed cinquefoil), 4958 nucleotides. RefSeq lists its product as uncharacterized. NCBI's taxonomy places the organism in Eukaryota, Viridiplantae, Streptophyta, Magnoliopsida, Rosales, Rosaceae. The coding region runs from base 401 to 4168 and encodes 1255 amino acids. The record is from RefSeq and is a predicted model, not a curated record. The transcript has 4 exons.